Messenger RNA from Camellia sinensis, 1835 nucleotides. Lineage: Eukaryota; Viridiplantae; Streptophyta; Magnoliopsida; Ericales; Theaceae. The record is from RefSeq and is a predicted model, not a curated record.
UCUCUCUCUCUCUCUCUCUCUCUCUCACUCUCACUUAUCCAGUAUUUAUUUCUCUCAGCACUUCAAUUUCAGUACUACUGCAACUCUCUCUCUCUCUCUCGGCAACUGGAUCCGUAGAUGAAACCCUAAUUAUAUCAAAACACAUACAACCUAUUGCACAAGCGAUAAGGAUAUACAAAUCAUCAUUGAUCAAAGAAUGAAGGAGUACCCAGAAAUGCAUCAAAACACACAUACUAUCAUGAAUGACAACAAAAGCAUUGAUAGAGGAGAGGAGCGUCAUGGAAGGAUCAACAAGGCAUUCAUUCUCCAACUUCCAUGCCAUGUAGUAAUUGAAAUCUUGUGCAAACUCCCAAUGAAGGCCCUUGGCAAGUGCAGGUGUGUAUGUAAGGCAUGGCGUGAUUUGUUCUUAGACCCACAUUUCACUGAAUCACACUUUUCAAGAGCACACACUUGUCUCCUAGUUCAGUCGAAUAGUUCUAGAUAUGCCGAUUCAAGAACUCUUUGCUUGAUUGAGUUUGGAGUUUCGAGGAUUGAUGCUGUCAUGAAUAUCAGGCAAUCUAACUUACCGAAAUUUGGGAUUGAGCUUGUGAGCUCAUGUAAUGGCUUGGUUUGCAUGCAAAAAAAUGGCCGUCUCUACUUAUCAAACCCGACCAUGGGUGGUGAGCAUUUGACUCUUCCUGUUGCUACAGAGGACCUCUCUAUUCCGUUUGUAUGUGGGUUUGGCUGUAGCCAGAAGGGUAAUCAAUACAAGGUGAUUCAAAUAUUUAACCAAUUGAGUUUUCAUGAUAAAUGGCUGGCAAUGCACAGUUAGCUCUGGCACAUGGAGAUGCCUUGGCGAUGUUCCUCAUCCAUUUCGCUAUCGUUCAGUUGGUAUUUAUCUCAACGGAUUUCUUCACUGGCUUCUUGAUUAUCCUCAGAGUUCUGAGUUAAUCUAUGCAUUUGAUCUUGAAAGUGAGAAAUUCCAACCAGUGCCGCCGCCGCCUACGUUUUCCAUGUACCCAGGUGGGAAUAUCUGCUGGUUGAACCUUGGGGUAAUGGAAGGUCACCUUUGUAUCAGUUGCUUCAAAGUGGAUAUUGUGUGUCCUGACAUAGACAUAUGGGUGAUGAAAGAUUAUGGUGUUGGGAAGUCUUGGACUAGAGACCUUGUCAUUAAACACCCUAGGGAAGGCUGGUGGGAUCCCUAUGGGUUUCAAUUGAUAAAAGUUCUGAAAAAUGGGGGAGUGUUGCUAUUGUAUUAUUUUAGCCCAUUUGUUUACCAUCCUGUGACAGAAACUUUCAGGAAGGCACAGAUAGAGGGAAUUAAGUCUCAGAUAGAGGCAAUUGUUCUUGUUCCAAGCUUUGUUUCACUCAAAAGUGUUUUGGGGGAAGAAAUCUUAAAGGAAGAAGACUGCCACCAAGUGCAGGCUGCUCCAUCUUUGUUGGGACAACCAUCAAUAACUAUGUUGAUUCAAUGAAAGCAAAGAUGCAUUUCUGCUAUCGAGAAGCAAAGAGUGCUGUAGAUUUUCUUGCUAAAUUUGCCUCUUUCUCAAAGAUCCAGCCCCUUGGUUUUGAGACCUGCGGCUCCAACAGGCAAAUCGUCAUUACACCUGGUGCGACUGUCUUUCUUCAUUUUCUGAUGAAAUUUUCUUGUGUUAAUAACUCUAGCGAGGGGAGGAAAUUUUCUUGUGUUAAUAACUCUAGCGAGGCUAUCCCCCGCCUACACAAUCAUUUGAUUUUCUUUCUUUGUUUACCUCACAUGUUUCUUCGUCUAAUAUGUUAAAUAGAUUACAUGUUCAUGAUGCCUUUUACUGUGAACUCGUUAUCUUUGCUUGUAUAUAUGAAUGGAUUUUCUUUUC